AUGUAUAAGGUGAUACUAUUGAUCCUGACGUUGUUAGGAAAUGCUCUUCUAACCCAAGGGUACCCAUUAUUUGAUGAAAGUCAAUAUCUUACCAAAGACGAGGCGCAAUAUUUAGUGGACGAUCCAGUACUUACUCAUAAAGUUAUUUUUGAAAUAAGUCAAGAUUCAAAACCGAUGGGAUCAAUAAAGAUAGCGUUGUUUGGUAAUACUGUGCCAAAGACAGUCAAAAACUUUAUUGGAUUAUCUGAAAAGGGUCCAGGAGAAGGAUAUAAGGACUGUAAGAUUCAUCGAAUAGUUGAAAAUUAUGUUCUUCAAACUGGAGAUUUUGAAAAGAAAAAUGGAUCAGGAGGAUAUUCAAUAUUUAAUACUCCAUUAUUCGAUGAUGAAAAUUUCGAUAUAAAACAUAAUAAAAAGGGUAGAGUUUCAAUGACAAAUAAUGGUAAGAAUAAAAAUGGAUCUCAAUUCUUUAUAAGUUUAUUGCAUAGAGCUUAUCAUUUGGAUGAAAAAUACGUCUCAUUCGGACAAGUAAUUGGUGGGUUUGAUACCAUACAGGCUAUUAAUGUGGUUCCAUUGGAUGAUGACAAUGUUCCUUUAUUGGACAUUUAUAUUACAGAUGUCAAAGUGAUUAAAAUGAAAUUUAAGAAUAAAAAUAUUCAAAUUUUUGAUAGUGAUGAUAAUAGUCAGGAUCAGAGUAUCAAUAAUGAAGAUUUAAUAGUGGUGGAUGAAUUCAUCCCCAAUCAAAGUUGGGUAUUAAUUGGAUUUUUUGGUGCUAUAGUCUUAACCUAUAUAUUGAGAUGGGGUUGGAUAAGGACAUAUAAAGAAAAGCAUAUUCAUUUGAAACAUCCGCCAGAAUGA
Scheffersomyces coipomensis is the source of this 855-nucleotide messenger RNA. RefSeq lists its product as uncharacterized. The record is from RefSeq and is a predicted model, not a curated record. Gene Ontology annotation, molecular function: peptidyl-prolyl cis-trans isomerase activity. The transcript has a single exon. Gene Ontology annotation, biological process: protein peptidyl-prolyl isomerization. Bases 1 to 855 code for a protein of 284 amino acids. Lineage: Eukaryota; Fungi; Ascomycota; Pichiomycetes; Serinales; Debaryomycetaceae.